GCGAAACCUAACACAGGUAAAUGACCUACAUUUGCCAAUGAGGAAGCAGGCGACAUAAGUUUUCAAAAUGGGGAUGUUAACGAUCGUGGGCUGUGUUUUCACGGCCGCGGCCCUUCUCUUCAUGAUUGUUGCCUUCGCCAGUCCAUAUUGGGUGGAAUCUUUUGAAGAGUUUAAAGGAACCUUCGUCAAGCUGGGCUUGUGGGAGUUUUGUUUUAACGACUACACUUUCUAUAAGGACUACAAUGGCAAGCGUUACCUCGGCUGUUUCUAUGUGUUUUCUCCCGAGAUUCGACCUAUAUGGGAGUGGGUAUCACCACCUUGGUUUGUAUCGGUUCAAGUCAUGGUGUCGGCCUCGCUGCUCUUCAUUUUCUUGGUGUCUGUGUGUUUAGUCCUGUAUGGUUUCAGGCUUUUCCCCAAGCACAUCGAGUUUGCAGUGCUGUUGGGCACAGGAGCUAUGAUGGGAUUUUGUGUGGUUGUGAUCCUGAUCGCACUGAUUGUGUUUGGCGUGUUCAAGGAGGACAGACUGUGGAUCCCCCGGCCUGACAUGAACCUGCUGUCCUGGUCCUACGGCCUGUGCUGCAUGUCGGGAUGGUUCUGCCUUUUUGCCUCUGUUUGUUUACUUUUAGCUGGCAAAGACAAGAAGAAUGAAAAGUACCCAGCACCAAACAACUAUAUGUAAAUAACAUGCAGCUGUACAGAAUUUUCUCGUUACAUUUUUUAAAAUUCAUAUUGUAUUCAUUCAUAUCUGAACAUAGUUUUUUAUUUCCUUCUUGCUAACUAAAAAAAACAAUCUUAGAGAUUCAGGUUUUAUGACAAAAUGUUGUGAAUGUAAACUUUUCCUGCCCAGUCUGUCUGGUCAAUAUCUGACCACUCACCUACCAGGUCUGGUCAAUAUCUGACCACUGACUUGCUGACCACCCACUUAUCAAAGUUGAUGGUCAACUCAAAUGUAAAUAAAAAUGUAGACUUAUGGUGGACAGUCACCAAAUUGUACAUGUUUUUUUCUUAGUUUUUUAAAAAUAAAGGGACAUAAUACACUUAUAAACUUGAACACUCCAUGAGUUAUCAAAUAACCCAGUACGUCUUCACAUUAUUUUCUUCUAUCCUAAUGUUAGACCCAUCAUAGUGUGUCCUCUCCUCUAAAAGUAACUAGUUCUGUUUUGGGAUCCAUGCUUGAAAACUGCUGAUGGUAUUUGUAUGUUUUUCUAUCUGUUCUAUAAGCACAGAAUCUCUUACAUCUUUAGGGCUUAUCUAUUGUCAAACAUUUUAAUCUUCACUUACAUCAAUGUUGUUCAUCAGGAAACUGAACAUUUUUAUAAAUAAUCUUUGGAAUUUGCAGUGUUUGUUUCAAGGGAGAACAUUCAUCCAUUUUUGUGUGAUUCCAGCACAUUCACACAACACACAGACAUUCAUGUAUCCAUCUAAUAUUCAUUGUAUUGAUGCUUGCAUUAAUCUGAUGUGAUUGAGAGUCACUUAAUUAUUCCAGUCGUUAGUGAUCAAGGGAUUGUUCCAGUGUUAGUCAUUAAAUCAAGGGAUAGCUCCAGUUAUGCAACUGUCUGUCAAGUAUGACCUAACACUUUAUAUUUAGCCCCACUUUUAACUCACUCAAAUGUUAAGGACUAGCGGUCAAAGUUUGUAAAGCAGGUCAACUUGUGUCAGCGCUGGUCAGCCUCUUGAGAUUUUUGGAAGGUUUUUGUAUAGAAAAAACUGCUUGCAGGUGUAUAUAAUUGAUAUAAUAAAAUUUCUAUUGGAUUUGUAAACAU
Messenger RNA from Physella acuta, 1763 nucleotides. RefSeq lists its product as uncharacterized. The record is from RefSeq and is a predicted model, not a curated record. Gene Ontology annotation, cellular component: membrane. Lineage: Eukaryota; Metazoa; Mollusca; Gastropoda; Physidae.